This is a messenger RNA of Grammomys surdaster, 1317 nucleotides long. RefSeq names its product retinol dehydrogenase 16-like. The transcript is spliced from 5 exons. Gene Ontology annotation, molecular function: oxidoreductase activity. NCBI's taxonomy places the organism in Eukaryota, Metazoa, Chordata, Mammalia, Rodentia, Muridae. Bases 119 to 1072 code for a protein of 317 amino acids. The record is from RefSeq and is a predicted model, not a curated record.
UGGCAGUUAGAUAGGGAAAACCAAAGAUCAUUACAUAUCUACAGAGCAAAGCAGUCCAAAUACCUGAGAGGUCAGGUAUUCAUGACUGUUAGGAAAUGCAGUGUGUACUGAAGGAGCCAUGUGGAUCUACCUGGUGGCACUUGUGUGCCUGUGGACUAUUUUUCGCUUGUUGAGGGAGAGGCAGGUGGUGGACCAUCUCCAUGACAAGUAUGUCUUCAUCACAGGAUGCGGCUCUGGCUUUGGGAACCUGCUGGCCAGACAACUGGACAGGAGAGGAAUGAGGGUAUUGGCUGCCUGUCGGAAGGAGGAAGCAGCCGAGCGGCUGAGGAGUGAGACAUCAGACAGGUUGGAGACAGUGAUCCUUGAUGUCAGCAACACAGAGAGUAUUGUGGCAGCCACUCAGUGGGUGAAGGAGCGUGUUGGGAACAGAGGACUCUGGGGCCUGGUCAACAAUGCUGGCAUCUCCACCCCAUGGGGUCCUAAUGAGUGGAUGAACAAACAGGACUUUGAAACUGUACUGGAUGUGAACCUGUGGGGCAUGAUCGAGGUGACACUGAGCUUGCUGCCCUUAGUGAGGAAGGCGAGGGGCCGCGUGGUCAAUGUCUCCAGCAUCGUGGGUCGACUGUCCUUUGGUGGUGGUGGUUACUCCAUCUCCAAGCAUGGAAUAGAGGCCUUCUCAGAUUCUCUCAGGAGGGAACUUUCCUACUUUGGGGUGAAGGUGGCUAUUAUAGAGCCUGGACUCUUCAAGACUGGAAUGACUAGUAAUGCCAGAAUUUCAUCAAACUUCCAGAUGCUGUGGGAGCAGACCAGCUCAGAAAUCAGGGAGAUCUAUGGCGAGAAAUACUUGGCAUCCAGUCUGAAAAUGGUAAAGAAAAUGGAGCAGAGGUGCAAGAAGGACCUGUCUUUGGUGACUGACUGCAUGGAGCAUGCUCUGACUGCCUGUCACCCUCGCACCCGAUACUCAGCUGGAUGGGAUGCCAAGCUCUUCUACCUCCCCUUGAGCUACCUGCCCACCUCCCUUGUGGAUGCCUUUUUCUACUUGACUUCUCCAAAGCCUGAGAAUGCCCUGUGAAGUCUAGAUACUUUUGUGUAGUUGGGUCAGUAGAAGUACAUUGUGAGGGCAUAGAGUGUCAGGACAAGGAAGAUUCCUGGGCUCAGCACACACGUGAUGUGUAUAGUUGUCUGGCUUUUCUUUCCACACCAUAAACAUCAUGGAUUUGGGACCACGGGAAACUGCUGUGCUUAAACAAUCAUUACCAUUGUUGCUGAAGUACAAAAUGAUCUUCCUUGUCUUGGGUUUAUCCAUUUUACUCAUGA